This is a messenger RNA of Dicentrarchus labrax (European seabass), 1602 nucleotides long. It is a transcript of the gene akr7a3, whose product is annotated as aldo-keto reductase family 7, member A3 (aflatoxin aldehyde reductase). NCBI's taxonomy places the organism in Eukaryota, Metazoa, Chordata, Actinopteri, Moronidae. The transcript has 7 exons. The record is from RefSeq and is a predicted model, not a curated record. Bases 237 to 1313 code for a protein of 358 amino acids.
CAACAGAGGCUUCAACAAAUAUUAACAUGCAUGUCUAAAACAACAGGAAGUGGUCACAGAAAAUGAACUUUGCACUGCCUCAACCACAAGCCAAGUAGAGAAGGAACAUAGCUGUAAAUAUAAAACUAAUUUAGCCCAUGCUUCGCUUUAAACCGGUUAAGUAACUUUACGCCGCUCCCUAACUACCACUUCCAACACGACCUUUGACCUUCGCAUGCUCGCUGCUGUACUUUAGCAUGCAGUGGGUAAUAAAACGAGCACUGUGCACACUGGGACAAACUCGCAUUAUUAAAGACGUGCUCACACAUUCACCGAGGUCCGUGGCUCGUCGAAACAUGUCGUCGUCUCAAGCUAAACGACCGGUGUCCUUACUGGGAACUAUGGCGUUCGGUGGUCGAGCUGACGCCGAGCAGAGCCAGGACAUGGUGAAGACGUUCCUGGGCAGGGGACACAACCUGGUGGACACAGCCUUCAUGUACGCGGAUGGGAAGUCAGAGACGAUCAUAGGGGGCAUGAAUCUCCCCAAAACAGUAAGCAUAGCUACCAAGGCCAACCCCUGGGACGGGAAGACGCUGAAGCCAGAGAGUGUGCGCUCGCAGCUGGAAACCUCCCUUCAGAAGUUGCGGAGAGAUUGCGUGGACCUUUUCUACCUCCAUGCCCCUGACCACCAAAACCCCAUCCAGGAUACCCUUAGGGCCUGCAAUGAACUCCACAAAGAGGGAAAAUUCAAGGAGUUUGGCCUGUCAAACUAUGCAUCAUGGGAAGUGGCUGAAAUUGUGUCCAUCUGCAGACACAACAACUGGAUUGCUCCCACUGUGUAUCAGGGAAUGUACAAUGCCACUACAAGACAGGUUGAGACAGAGUUGCUGCCAUGUCUGAGAUACUACGGAAUGAGAUUCUAUGCAUACAAUCCUCUAGCAGGUGGCCUUCUGACAGGAAAGUACCAUUACCAAGACAAAGAUGGUUCCCAGCCUGCAGGACGGUUCUUUGGUAACAGCUGGGCUGCAGCCUAUCAGGACAGAUACUGGAAGCUGAGUCAUUUCCAGGCAAUAGAUCUGGUUCUAAACACGUUGGAGACUGUGUAUGGUUCAAACAAACCCACCAUGACGUCUGCUGCUAUGCGCUGGAUGUACCACCACUCCCAACUUAAGGGUGAUCUUGGUGAUGGAGUCAUCAUUGGCAUGUCAAGUAUGGAGCAACUUCAGCAAAACCUGGCUGCUGCAGAGGAGGGCCCUCUGGACGAGAGAGUGGUCGCAGCCUUCAAGGAGGCCUGGGAUCUCGUAGCCCACGAGUGUCCAAACUACUUCCGCUGAAGAGCCAAAAUCUCCAAUCAAUCAUCAUCCAAGUUUAUACAGAAAAUCAGAUCAGCUGAAGCCCUUUUCCCUUUGUUACUUGCUUGCACAUUUUUCCUGAAAUCACACUUGAAAAUUUUUUAUUUUCCCUUACAAACAGACCAAUUACAGACCAUUAGUAUUAACAUGUUAAUGUAUAAAUGUAAAAAUGAAAACAAAAUAUUUUUUCAGGGGGAAAAAAAUCAUAAGGAGUCUGCCUUAAUUAUACUGUUACAUUAAAAAGAAAACUAAUUUGCCCAAAUCAACAAAA